GGAGGCGGGGGGACAAGUGUUCUCUUUCGCGGCGCCUUCUUGUUGUCGGGUGCCUUCGCUCGGUGUCCUGCCGUCACGCUCAACGCCGCCAUGAAGACCGUCCGGCUUCUGUGUCCGCUCUUCUGCCUGCUUUUAUUAGGCCGGGCUUGGGCCGCCGAGGAGGCAGACUUUGAGGAAGAGGAGGGCGUGCUCGUCUUGAAGGCGGCAAACUUCGAGCGGGCGCUGGAGAAAUUCCCGCAUAUCCUGGUGGAGUUCUAUGCACCCUGGUGUGGUCACUGUAAAGCUCUGGCACCUGAGUAUGCAAAGGCAGCAGCUACACUGAAAUCUGAGAACUCAGAAAUUAGGCUGGCUAAGGUGGAUGCCACAGAAGAGUCUGAACUUGCCCAACAGUUUGGUAUUCGAGGAUAUCCUACUAUCAAAUUCUUCAAGAAUGGAGAUAAAUCUUCCCCCAAAGAGUACACAGCUGGCAGGGAAGCAGCUGACAUUUUGAACUGGUUGAAGAAACGCACAGGCCCAGCAGCCACUACCCUGUCAGAUGUAGCUGCUGCCGAGGAUCUAGUGGAAUCCAAUGAAGUUGCUGUGAUUGGGUUCUUUAAGGAUGCAGAAUCUGAUGUUGCCAAGCAAUUCUUGUUGGCAGCAGAGUCCAUUGAUGACAUUCCUUUUGGGAUCGCUUCCAGUAGUGAUGUCUUUGCCAAGUACCAGCUCAGCAAAGAUGGAGUUGCCCUUUUCAAGAAGUUUGAUGAAGGCCGUAACAACUUUGAUGGGGAGAUAACAAAAGAGAAUCUGUUGAACUUCAUCAAAUCAAACCAGCUGCCCUUGGUGAUAGAGUUCACUGAACAGACGGCACCCAAAAUCUUUGGAGGAGAGAUCAAGACCCACAUUCUGUUGUUCUUGCCGAAAAGUGUUACAGACUACCAAGGAAAACUGGAUAACUUUAAAAAAGCAGCAGAGAGCUUCAAAGGAAAGAUCUUGUUCAUCUUCAUAGACAGUGACCACAGUGACAACCAGAGAAUCUUGGAGUUCUUUGGCCUCAAGAAGGAAGAAUGCCCUGCCAUCCGUCUCAUUACUCUAGAAGAAGAAAUGACCAAAUACAAACCAGAGUCAGAUGAGCUGACUCCAGAGAACAUAAAGGAUUUCUGCAACAAAUUCUUGGAGGGCAAGGUUAAGCCCCAUCUGAUGAGCCAAGAGAUUCCUGACGACUGGGACAAACAAUCUGUCAAAAUUCUAGUUGGGAAGAACUUUGAGGAUGUGGCUUUUGAUGAGACUAAGAAUGUCUUUGUGGAAUUCUAUGCUCCCUGGUGUGGCCACUGCAAACAAUUGGCUCCUAUCUGGGAUAAACUAGGAGAGACUUAUAAGGAUCAUGAAAAUGUUGUUAUUGCCAAGAUGGACUCUACAGCCAAUGAAGUUGAAGCAGUGAAAGUGCACAGCUUCCCUACCCUCAAGUUUUUCCCUGCAGGUCCUGACAGAACGGUUGUAGACUACAAUGGUGAGAGGACGUUGGAAGGCUUUAAGAAGUUCCUGGAGAGUGGUGGAAAAGAUGGUGGUGUAGAUGAAGAUGAUCUGGAAGAUCUAGAAGAUCUGGAGACAGACGCUGAAGGGGAGGAGGAGGAAGAGGAAGAUGCUACAAUUAAAAAAGAUGAACUGUAGAGAGGAGUCCAGUCUGCAUAUCCCCAGGCACUAUACUUGGGCUGCCUAACUCAUGCAGUCAAGCCAAGUCCAGAAACCAAUUCUGACCUGAAGACUCAAGCUGGCUGAAGGGUACAGGGCAUGGACUAAAAUAAUACUUAAUCCUAACCUGUCUGUCAGCUGAUUCUUCUUUUGUUUUUUUCUGCUUCCGAAGAGGGACCUGCCUAGGUAGCCGCCACCACCCCUUUCCAAAUAUACAUACUGUGAUGUACAUUUUCAUUUCCUAGAGUGUUCUGUGAUCUGGGUAGAGAAGCUGACUGAAACAGCAGCAUGCCCCAUGGCCUGUCUUUGGGCCUCACUGCUAGCGCCUCCUUCAAGCUUUAGUCACAAUUGUCCGAAUGUCUUCGGCUGCUGUUGGCCCACCUGGGUCUUGGUUGCUGUUUUGGCUCUUCUCGUUUUUGGGCCACUCCAGCAUGGAAGCAAUCACAGUGGUGUCAAUGGAAAGGAAAAUGGAUGAGCAGGGUGGGGUGGGAGGGUCCCCUUAACUCACGGCAUAGUCUUGCUUCCCUUUAUGCUGAACAGCACAUGCCGCUCUUCCAAAGAUCAGGAGAGGAUCUGAGACUGGCACUGAACAAAGAGGAUCCUGCCCUUCCCUCGCCUGAGGCAAACCCUUAACUGGUGUCCCCACCCUGACCCAGAACAAAUGUCAGACUGGCACACUACACAUUGCUUUGUGGAAGGAUUUCCCCGGUUACUCACAGAGCUGUUUGGAAAACAGCCUGCCAGAAUGCAACAACAAAAGGGACUCUCAGUCACUUGUGGUUUUUGUUCUUUCAUGGGGGUAAUUGAGAGCCAAGGAUUGCUAAUGGGAGGGGGAAAUGUGCGUUUCAGCAGAACUGGGAAUAGCUUUGAGCAUCCAUGAUGCUAACAAGAAUGGGACUCUUUGGCCAAAUAAAAAUGGAUUUUAAUACUACCCUG
Messenger RNA from Pogona vitticeps (central bearded dragon), 2604 nucleotides. RefSeq names its product prolyl 4-hydroxylase subunit beta (gene P4HB). Gene Ontology annotation, cellular component: external side of plasma membrane; endoplasmic reticulum. Gene Ontology annotation, molecular function: protein disulfide isomerase activity. Gene Ontology annotation, biological process: response to endoplasmic reticulum stress; protein folding. The record is from RefSeq and is a predicted model, not a curated record. NCBI's taxonomy places the organism in Eukaryota, Metazoa, Chordata, Lepidosauria, Squamata, Agamidae.